AUGAGCCGCCAGCCGAUCUCGCGACACACCUUCACCGCGCUUAAUAGCACUUUCAUCGUCGACGGCGAGUACCAGUUCGUCAAGGAGCUUGGUCAGGGCGCAUACGGUUGUGUCGUUGCUGCCCGUCACCGCCGAUCAGGCGAGGGAUGUGCGAUUAAGAAGAUCACGAACAUUAAUACCAAGCGGAUCCUCACCAAGCGAUGCUUGAGAGAGAUUAGAUUGUUACAUCAUUUCAGGGGACACAAGAACAUAACAUGCCUAUACGACAUGGAUAUCGUCUUCCAACCCAAUGGGAAUUUUGACGAAGUCUAUCUCUAUGAAGAAUUGAUGGAAGCUGAUCUUCAUGCUAUCAUCCGGUCUGGACAACCGCUCACCGAUGCACACUUCCAGUCCUUCCUUUACCAGACCCUCUGCGGGCUUAAAUACAUUCACAGUGCCAACGUACUCCACCGCGAUCUCAAGCCCGGAAAUCUUCUCGUCAACGCCGACUGCGAGCUCAAAAUAUGUGACUUUGGCCUGGCUAGAGGCUUUACCCCUGGUGGCGGUACGAGCAAGAGCGCCGGAAACCAGGGGUUCAUGACGGAGUACGUCGCAACACGAUGGUACCGUGCGCCAGAAAUCAUGCUUAGCUUCGCGAAUUAUACAACGGCCAUUGACGUCUGGUCUGUCGGCUGCAUUCUUGCCGAGCUCUUGGGCGGCAAGCCGAUUUUCAAAGGACGAGACUAUGUCGACCAACUGAACCAAAUCCUUCACUACCUCGGUACACCCUCCGAGGACACCCUGCGCCGUGUCGGAUCUCCAAGGGCUCAAGACUACAUCCGCUCUCUCCCCAUCAAGCCACGCGUGCCUUUCCAGACACUCUAUCCGCACGCCAACCCACUCGCCAUCGACCUCCUGCAGCAGAUGCUCUGCUUCGACCCCGCCAAGCGCAUCAGCUGUGAGGCUGCGCUCAACCACCCGUAUCUGCAGGUGUGGCACGAUCCUGCCGAUGAGCCGGUCUGCGAUACCAAAUUUGACUUUUCGUUCGAGGAGGAAGACUCUAUCGAGGGAAUGAAAAAGCUCAUCGUCGAGGAGGUCCAAUCGUUCCGUGCCGAGGUGCGCGCUCAGGCGAGGGCCACGGGCCAGAUCAAGAGACAAGACAGUCUACCUAUCCCCUCCCGGGACGAGAUUAUCAGCUCUCCGGUGCAGGAGUACGGCCCGAUACAUGGCGCAACAUCUGGUUACACUGCGCCGUCCCAGCGCCCGCCGUCGCCCAUCAUGGAUGACCCUAGCGAUGCGCUCGAGAAGGAGCUUGCGGGGACGCAUAUUGGGAGGCGAUGA
Suillus subaureus is the source of this 1320-nucleotide messenger RNA. RefSeq names its product kinase-like domain-containing protein. Gene Ontology annotation, molecular function: ATP binding; protein serine/threonine kinase activity. Gene Ontology annotation, cellular component: nucleus; cytoplasm. The coding region runs from base 1 to 1320 and encodes 439 amino acids. Gene Ontology annotation, biological process: protein phosphorylation; intracellular signal transduction. The record is from RefSeq and is a predicted model, not a curated record. The transcript has 12 exons. NCBI's taxonomy places the organism in Eukaryota, Fungi, Basidiomycota, Agaricomycetes, Boletales, Suillaceae.